Salvia hispanica is the source of this 3172-nucleotide messenger RNA. RefSeq names its product cellulose synthase-like D1 (gene CSLD1). The record is from RefSeq and is a predicted model, not a curated record. Gene Ontology annotation, molecular function: cellulose synthase (UDP-forming) activity. NCBI's taxonomy places the organism in Eukaryota, Viridiplantae, Streptophyta, Magnoliopsida, Lamiales, Lamiaceae. Gene Ontology annotation, biological process: cellulose biosynthetic process. Gene Ontology annotation, cellular component: membrane.
AUGGGAGGAGACACCGACCGGCCGAACUCCGCCGUGAAAUUCGAGCGGCGCACGAGCAGCGGCCGCGUGACGAGCAUGUCCAACGACGAGGAGCUCGACCUCUCCGACAGCCAGAGCGACUACAACAACAAGUACACGGUCGUGAUGCCGCCCACCCCGGACAACAUGCCCGGGGCGGCCUCCACCACCGACAAGCCCGACGGGCCCUCCUCGGGCCCGCAGCGGCGCGUCCGUCCCGGCGGCGAGGGGGAAUCCUCCGGCGCCGGCGCCGUCGCCGGGAAGAUGGAGCGGAGGGUUUCGUCGGCUUUCAAGGACAGCAACAACAACAAGUCGAUGUUCCUGCGGAGCCAGACGCAGGAUUUCGACCACAACCACUGGCUUUUCGAGACCAAGGGGAAAUACGGGAUCGGGAACGCUUACUGGGAGGAGGGCGAGUCGUUCGAUAACGAGACGGGGAUGAGCAUACAGGAUUUCAUGGAUAAGCCAUGGAAGCCUCUCACUAGAAAGAUCAAUGUUCCGCCGGAGGUCAUCAGCCCUUACCGUGUUCUGAUCGUGAUAAGGAUGAUAAUACUGCUUCUCUUCCUCAUAUGGAGAAUCGAAAACCCUAACUACGACGCUCUAUGGCUAUGGGCCAUGUCCAUUGUAUGUGAGAUAUGGUUUGCAUUUUCAUGGCUGCUCGACAUUCUCCCCAAAUUCAACCCCAUAAACCGCUCAGCAGACUUGACUGCACUCAAAGAGAAAUUCGAGACGGCUAGUCCGGCCAAUCCCGACGGCCGGUCCGAUCUUCCCGGCCUCGACGUGUUCAUAUCCACUGCUGAUCCGGAGAAGGAGCCUCCUCUCGUCACGGCCAACACCAUUCUCUCGAUUCUUGCUGUCGAGUACCCGGUCGAAAAGCUGUCGAUCUACAUCUCCGAUGACGGUGGUGCCAUUCUCAACUUUGAGGCCAUGGCUGAGGCUGUCAAAUUUGGAGAGUUGUGGGUUCCGUUCUGUCGGAAGCAUAACAUCGAGCCGAGGAAUCCGGACAGCUACUUUAGUCAGAAGUCGGACCCGACGAAAGGGAAGAAGCGGCCCGAUUUUGUCAAGGAUCGUCGUUGGAUCAAGCGGGAGUAUGAUGAGUUCAAGGUGCGGACCAACGGGCUGACCGACGUCAUCAAGAAACGGUGUGACAUGCACAACAAAGCCGAGACGAACAAGGAGAAGAGCCUCGUGAGAGAGAAAAACAACGGUAUCAUUCCACCCGACUACAAGACUGAAGUUCCUCAGGCCACCUGGAUGGCUGACGGAACUCACUGGCCGGGGACGUGGUAUAACAGUGCCCCCGACCACGCCAAGGGCGACCAUGCCGGAAUCUUGCAGAUAAUGAGCAAGGUGCCUCCAAGUGAUCCUGUGAUGGGGGAGGCGGACGAGAAGACGCUAGAUUUCACAGGCAUCGACACAAGGCUUCCAAUGUUUGCUUAUGUGUCGCGUGAGAAGAGGAAGUCGUACGACCACAACAAGAAGGCGGGAGCCAUGAAUGCUCUGGUUCGAGCUUCUGCAAUCUUGUCGAAUGGGCCAUUUAUCUUGAACUUGGAUUGCGAUCACUAUGUGUACAACUGCAUGGCGUUUAAGGAAGGGAUGUGCUACAUGAUGGAUCGCGGAGGUGAUAGGAUUUGCUACAUACAGUUCCCGCAGAGGUUUGAGGGGAUCGAUCCUUCUGAUCGAUAUGCUAAUCACAACACUGUCUUCUUUGACGGAAACAUGAGAGCCCUGGAUGGUCUCCAGGGCCCGGUCUAUGUCGGAACUGGAUGCAUGUUCCGGCGCUAUGCCCUCUAUGGCUUCCUACCGCCGCGGGCAAUUGAAUAUAAAGGCGUUUUUGGACACAAAAAGAGCCUAGCUAGGCCUGCACACCCUCCCUCCGGUGAGGAACAGCCGUUAACAGAUCAUCCAGACCUCAACCUUCCUAAAAAGUUCGGAAACUCAGCCAUGUUCAAUGAAUCCAUAGCUAUUGCCGAGUUUCAAGGCCGGCCUCUCGCUGAUCACUUCUCCAUCAAGAACGGAAGGCCCCCCGGCGCCCUCAUCGGCGCUCGCCCUGCCAUCGACGCCCCCACUGCAGCCGAAGCCAUCGCCGUCAUUUCAUGCUGGUUCGAGGAUAACACGGAGUGGGGAGACCGGAUCGGGUGGAUCUACGGGUCCGUCACGGAGGAUGUCGUGACAGGAUACCGGAUGCACAACCGCGGCUGGCGCUCCGUCUACUGCAUCACGAAGCGCGACGCCUUCCGGGGCACGGCCCCCAUCAACCUCACCGACCGCCUCCACCAGGUCCUCCGCUGGGCCACGGGAUCCGUCGAGAUCUUCUUCUCCAGAAACAACGCGAUCCUCGCGACCUCCCGCCUCAAGUUCCUCCAGCGCAUCGCGUACCUCAAUGUCGGGAUCUACCCCUUCACCUCCAUCUUCCUGGUGAUCUACUGCUUCCUCCCGGCCCUGUGCCUCUUCAGCGGCCAGUUCAUCGUCAAGUCCCUCGACAUAUCCUUCCUCUCGUACCUCCUCAUCAUCACCAUCUGCCUCAUCUUCAUCUCCCUCCUCGAGGUCAAGUGGUCCGGGAUCGCCCUCGAGGAGUGGUGGCGCAACGAGCAGUUCUGGGUGAUCGGCGGCAGCAGCGCGCACCUCAUCGCCGUCGUGCAGGGGCUGCUCAAGGUCAUCGCGGGGAUCGAGAUAUCCUUCACGCUGACCGCCAAGGCCGCGGCCGAGGACGAGGACGACGCGUACGCCGACCUCUACGUGGUGAAGUGGACGGGGCUGUUCAUCGUGCCGCUCAUCAUCAUCAUCAUAAACGUGAUCGCGCUCGUGAUCGGGUUCGCGAGGACGAUCUACAGCGUGAUCCCGGAGUGGAACAAGCUGUUUGGGGGCGCGUUUUUCAGCCUGUGGGUGCUCACGCAUUACUACCCGUUCAUGAAGGGUUUGAUGGGGAGGAAAGGGAAGCUUCCGACCAUUAUAUAUGUCUGGUCGGGGCUCAUCUCCAUCACUGUCUCGUUGCUGUGGAUCGUCAUCAGCCCGCCUGAAGGGACUAUGAACGCGGAAUCCACGGAUCUCAAGUUUUGAUUUUGGAAUAAUGAAAUUUGUAAAAACCCUAGUUUUUGUUGAUUGUUUUUGUGCUUUGUUUUGGUUUCUCACUUGAUUGAUAUUGUCAAGGAAA